Dicrocoelium dendriticum is the source of this 1228-nucleotide messenger RNA. Lineage: Eukaryota; Metazoa; Platyhelminthes; Trematoda; Plagiorchiida; Dicrocoeliidae. The record is from the annotation of a GenBank genome assembly.
UUUGUUCUCUACGACGAAUAACUUGGUUUAAAUGAAUCAGUUGCUGUGUGCCUUUUUAAUCGCUUGCAGACUUUUAACUAUCGCAGCAGGUGAAAACCGAGCACAGGCAGUCUUCACGGAAUGCCAAGAAUUGCACUCAGCCUCCAGUAUGGGGAUCAUCAAAAACCCGGAGGGAUUCGGGCAGAUCGACCUGUGUACCUACGCCAUUAAAAUUAACGCAGAUAGCCAAAUUGCAAUGAGUUUUACGGAAACAAAUAUGAGUGUAGUUGCUGCUUCCUACCUCGACUACGUUUUGGUGUUCGACGGGCUGGAUUGCAUGUCUGAACGAAUCGGAGUAGCAUACGGAACUGAAACACCGACCUACAUUUCAAACGGAAACAUGAUGAUGGCGUGGUACAUAUCGGAAUCCAACAGUAGAAUAUUCAAAGCUACGUAUAGCGCAGUUAACAAAGACAAUACAACCACUCCGAACCCACCAAUGGGUGGUAAUUCCAUAUUGAUAAAUUGCGGUGAAGAGUUGAAUGGAACGAGAGGAGACUUCUCAUUUAAAGCAAACAGAAAUGCGAACCACCUAUGCAUUUGGAGACUGAGGGUUCAGAAUGGAAACAGGAUACGCCUGCGAGUUAGAGCCUUCCUGUGGUCAUCACGUGGGUCGUGGCUUGUUAUACUGGACGGUGGCAACUGCGAUGCGAAGGUACUAGCUUUCAUUGAUCCUUGGGACCCACCCUAUAUGUACGGCGCCAUCUCAACCUCUAAUGCCGUGGUUGUUGUAUUUUCGUCAGCGUUCGGUUCCUCUCCAGAUUCAAUUCAGGCGUCUUAUUGGGAGGUGGAGACACCGACAACCGCGAGCACCUCAAGCACCACAACGGAAUCAAAUGAAACCACGUCCACUGUGAGAGAUGACGAAACAACUACAUUCACAGGGUCGUCUUCAAAUGUGGAGACAUCGACAACCGCGAGCACCUCAAGCACCACGACGGAAUCAAAUGAAACCACGUCCACUGUGAGAGAUGACGAAACAACUACAUUCACAGGGACGUCUCCAAAUGUAGAGACAACGACAACUACGAGCACCCCAAGCACCACCACGGAAUCGACUAAAACCACGUCCACUAUGAGAGAUGACGAAACAACUACAUUCACAGGGUCGUCUUCAAAUGGUCACAAGCCCCAAGCAACAUUAUUGUUACUUGGUUCCUGCAUUCUGAGCAUUAUGUGCUUUGGAUAA